UUCAUUUGAUGAACAUAUACUUAGCUGGAUUCUACAUUUUGGGAACAAAAUCAUAAAAGAAGAAACCUAAUGAAUCAAUGAGAUCAUUGUUGAGAACAGAUUCCAACCAUACUCGGUGUCGACGAGAAAUUGCUCGAUAACUUUCGAAGUCGAUAUAUUUUGGGAUUUUGGUUUUCAGAAAUGAAGUCUCCAAUGUACAAGAAAUAUGACAGUGCAGAUUAUUUUGACUAUGAGUUUGAUUGCCAAGCAAAUUUUAAACAGUUUCUUGACGAAGCAAAAGCAUGCCAAGGAAAUUUCAAGAUUGAGCCUCCUGAAAAGGUGGGAAUUAAGGGACAAUUACAAGGGGAGAAAAAGAACAGAAAAUCAUGGAAAAAUUCCCUGUUCUUCUGGUUGAAAACGGAUAAGAAGAACAAGUCCGUCGUGCAGCAAUCUCCAAGAAAUGGCACCAUCGGUUCUGAACUGAGUCGUGGUCCAUUCUCGGGUCCAGUCCGUGGAAGUGGUGGUGGUAGCAUUACUGACAGACCCCGGAAGCCAACAUCGGGGCCCAUCACCAGACUUCUCCUUUCGAGCAAGAGAGUCAAGGACGAGGUGCCCUAUGUGUCUCUUGGCCAGCUUAAAAAUUCCCAAGAUGAUCAAUCUUAUGGACCUGUUUACUUGGUUACUUAGUAUAGAUCAGUAAAGAAUAUCAUGUACUGUGAAUCUAUGAUCCUGUUUAUAUCUUUUUAGAACAUCCAAAUUUUCAAGAAUGUGGCAUGAUUCAUGGCUGUCGGUUGGUUAUCAUUGUCUAAUUUUUGUGAGAAAAAGCAGAGGUGCACAUACAGCCCAUACUAUGGUGUUGAAUGUACAAGACAACCUGGUUUUAACU
Molecule: messenger RNA, 865 nt
Organism: Olea europaea var. sylvestris
Lineage: Eukaryota; Viridiplantae; Streptophyta; Magnoliopsida; Lamiales; Oleaceae
Exons: 3
Coding region: 181-666 (161 amino acids)
Source: RefSeq, a predicted model, not a curated record